This is a messenger RNA of Acanthocheilonema viteae, 609 nucleotides long. NCBI's taxonomy places the organism in Eukaryota, Metazoa, Nematoda, Chromadorea, Rhabditida, Onchocercidae. The record is from the annotation of a GenBank genome assembly.
AUGCCACGAAAAUGUCAACGCCAGCGAUCCAGGGAUUCGGAUCAUUUUGAGCAGAAUUACGAGUAUUUUCAUUGUUGCGGUUCAUUACGUUAUGUUGACAAACCAGCUUUGAUGAUGUUACUCAUCAAACUAUUUUCAUCGCGUGUAGAGGAGCGAUUUCAAAUAACUGUAACACCAAAUGGUCGGAUCAUCCGUUGCUGUUCUGGAUUGCCAUUCAUUCUGAAACACCUUCCACAAGAUCUUACUGGACGUUAUUAUUACGAUCUCAUCCAUGAGGGCGAUCUGCUUGACGUAGCAUAUCAUCAUAAACAAGUAUUAAGUCAGCGUGGCACAAAGGAAGCGAGUUACAGAAUCAGGGCAGUGAAUAAGCAUUGCGUCGAAGUAAAUGCUACUUGGAUGCCGUUUACGAAUCCAUGGAAUCUCAAAACACAAUUUAUCAUCAUUAAUCAUCGAAGCAACUCAGUAAGAUGCGAUGAAGAAUCAAGCCCGGAGCAGAGUAUUCUAAGACAACUACUAUCAAAUAAGCGGUCUCAGAGAAACUAUCAGGAAACAACUGAAUCAGUAAUUGGUGUCGCUCGACUGGGAGAAUCUGUUGCUGAAGCAUCAUAA